AUGCUUUUCUGUUUAGAUGAUGAUAAAAGCAAGCAGUUUAAUGUAAUGAAUAUCAAAAUAUGCAAAAAUGUGGAAUAUUUAGUCAACUUCUAUCUCACCUUUCAUGCUCUUUAUGAUCGUGAUGAUACUGGAAUCGAAGAAAAAUGUGUAUUCACUAAGGAAUCUUUCAACUCAUGUAUUGAGUUUAUAGCUGAUUUACUAAGCUGGGAUCCAGAAGAUGCAGGACGUUGUUUACAACAAUAUGCAAUUUGUGCAUCAGUUCUUGGCACUGCUACUACUGUUGUUAGGAAACCACUUUCUAUUCAAUCCUUCCUUAAUUCAUUCCAGUAUGCUUUCGUUACAAAUACUGACCGAGAGACUACGUCAUCUGAUUCAUUGGGAAAUGAUAUCCAAGAAUCGAAACAAUAUCCUUUGCCAAGAAUUCGUUCAGAUAAUGCACGCAGAACAUUGACAAGAAUUGGAUGUGUCAUUUUUGAACCAUAUAUAAAUGGCCUGCAAACAUUCGACUCCUUACAGAAGAUCGUUGAUUCUUCUAAUUUGGAUCCAAUAUUACUUUUGUUUUCCUUCGUCUUGUUUAUACUAAAUGAGGACAAGUACUUAAAUUUGCCAAUUUUAAUUGAUCGGAUGCAUCAUAUAUUCUGUUAUAUGCUGUAUAGAAUUCUUCUUGAACUAUUAUCAUCAUCAUCAUCCUCAGGAGGAGAGAACAAAGAAGAAGAGGAAGAGGAAGAAGGAGGAGAGGAAGAAAGAGGGAGUAAAAAAGGGGAACGGAAAGAAAAAGAUAAAAUUCCUGAAGAAUAUUUUUAUGAAUUUCUUGAUAUUAAAAAUAAGAAAUCCACUUCAUCGUGCAAAAAAUUUGAAUUAAUAUGCAAGCAAAUUUAUGCGUAUUGUUCAAGCAGUUGCCAUUUAUCCUCAGCCUAUUUGAUUGCAUUGCUAAUGCGUUGUAUAUUGUUUCAAAUAUGGCAAACAUUUGAAUCAGAAGAGAAUAUUCUGGAAGUGUUAUUCAAGUGUAUGCAACAUCCUGAAUUCACAGUCAAUGAUUCUUCUGACAGUGGAGCUGAAAUUGAAAUUGAUAAUUCUGUUAGUCAAUCAAUUGAAUUCAAAAUACCUUCGAAAGUAUCAACAAAAUGGAAUGCUGACUUUAUACCAAAUUUACAACAUCUUGUUGAUAAAUGGCAUCAAACCUGUGCUCAGUUGGAAGGUGUUCUAUCGAUUGGAUUAGUGUUGUUAUGUCCAGUGUCCAACAAAUCAAAAGAGACAACACCGCAGCGCACUUUUGAUUUCAAUUUACAAUGCGUAUUGACUAAUGGUCGUUCCUACUUAACAGCUUUAUUCGCAUCAUGGAUUGUAAAGAAUAAUAUAUCGCCUGAACAAGUUCUCAGUUUCUAUCAAGGAUUAUGCACAAAAUCAUUGAUAAGUGAAGAUUGUAGUGGUACAAGAGAUUUAGCCAUUAUGGAUCCGGUCCACCUUAGACAAGUGAUAUUUUCACUAGCCUAUAAGCGUCUACCUUUCACACUGGAAUUAGAUACAGUUUUAUCGACUGUUUGUUGGACUCACUUUCAAAUUUGGCGGGAGAAACCUGAGGAUAUAAAUAAUUUGAUUUAUUGCUUAGAGUUUCUCAAGAAAUUCAGUUCAGCUGGGGCAAUGAUUGCUCAAGGUUUAGGAACAAUAAUGUGGCGAACAGGUCUUAUGGAUUGGCUUAAACCUAUUCUUGAAGUUGCAAGAGGCGAUAAAAGAAUCGAAAAAAGUGGUGCUUAUUUUCCAAACAUUUUGAAUGUGUCAAUGUGCUUAAUCGACUUUUUUAAAAUUUACUCCAAUGUAUGCCAACGUGCUGAAGUAGUGCCAGUUUUCUCUGUUGAAGCUGAAUGGACUGAUCCAGAUAGUUUUGAUGAAAAAUCAUCAUUACAUCUAACUAGUGGAAUUCACAAGGAUACUGAGAGUAUUGAUUCAACUGAUUUAAAUACAGCAGAUAAUUCACCUUCUGAAUUUUUAAUCAAUGAAAUGUCUUCAGAACGUUCAUUUAAAUCAGAUGGUACAUUUAAUCGGAAAUUUUCAGUACAGGAUACUGUAAACCAACCAAUUCCUCAGUUGUCUUCAGUUACCUCUUGGGAACAAGUUGUUAUUGUUGCUUCAGCAUUGUUGGUUUUUGGUCGACCUGAAAAAUUGAAUAAGUCGUCUAAUCAACAAGCAAAAGAUACAAAAUUCUAUUCUCCUUCAGAUUUUUUCCCACCACAAGAUUUGUACAUGUUACUCUCACCUAAUGAUCCCAACUGGAUUAGUACUUCUGUUGGAAAAGAUGUUGAUGAUAGUCUUAUGAUUAGACGGCGAUUUUUUCUAUCCUGGUUAAUUGAAAGAUGUGUUGCACGUCUUGCACUCUUACCUGUUUCACAAUAUUCCAAUCAAUCUAUCAUGGAGAAUGAUGAUGAUGAAAUACCCUUAGAUGACGACUGCAUGAAUAAUCAUACUUUUGGAGCUGUAGAAGUUUAUCGCCGGUUUAGUUCUGCAGCUUUUACUCUAGCUCAUCAUUGGGAUUUACCAAAAGACACAGUCACUAUACAGCAUGUAGUUUCUUUAUUUGAGAAACAUUUAGAUGACCAGGCACUACUUUUCUUGUCAAAAGUUCAAGAUCCUACAAAUUUGGCUGUCCGUUUGUUAUUCAUCAUUGGUCGUCGUAUAGCCUAUCGGUGUUAUGGUUCAGAGUACAAUGCUAAACAAACAUUACGUUUACGUGUAUUUAUCCCGCUGACAGUUGAAUCAUGGCUUCGUGGUUUAUUACCUGUCACAGAUUCAACCAGUAGUGAGUCAGAAUAUCGUCAGAAUCCUUUUCAACCGACUUCUGAAGCUACUGACUUGGAGAAAUUACCCUUUCUUAUCGAUUAUGUAAUAGAACAUCUCCCACGCCAUACUGGUCAACUAUCAAUAGCCAUGGAACUACGCGAUAUUUUUCAAGCUAUUGUACAGUCAGAUACUAUUUAAUACUUUUAAAGUGAAGAACAUCUGUGCGUUUUCUUUUUAUC
This is a messenger RNA of Trichobilharzia szidati, 3014 nucleotides long. NCBI's taxonomy places the organism in Eukaryota, Metazoa, Platyhelminthes, Trematoda, Strigeidida, Schistosomatidae. The record is from the annotation of a GenBank genome assembly.